Messenger RNA from Paramecium octaurelia, 987 nucleotides. The record is from the annotation of a GenBank genome assembly. NCBI's taxonomy places the organism in Eukaryota, Ciliophora, Oligohymenophorea, Peniculida, Parameciidae.
AUGAAUAAUACUAUAAGAGUAAAAUGUUGUAAAGAAUAACAUGGGUAUUUAGAAUUAUGUUGUUUCAAUUAAUAAUGUAAAGUCAAUAGAGGUUAUUAUCAUUAAUGUCUUAAAACUGGAGAUCAUACUCCCCAUAUGAAGGAUUAAAAGAAUUUAAUGAAAUUAGUUGACUUUUUUCAUAAUAUUGAUCUUGAAAGUCAUAUUGUAAUAUCAAAAUUAAGUCAGAUGAUUGAAGAGAUAAAGGAUCUAAUGUUUUAACUAAAUUAAGGACUGAGAAAAGAAAGAUUGUAAUAUUUAAAUGCAGAACAAUUGAAUUCAGCUUUAAAUUAAAUAAUUUAAUAUGAUCAAAUUAAAAUAAUAAUAUUUGUGAAAAUCAAUUAAAAAGGAAUAAAUGUAAUUUUAAUAAGUUAUCAUUUAAUUUAUUAUUUCUGUCAUUUUACCACUUCCCUCAAGAUAGAUUAUAGAAUUGGUAUUAAGAUAUCUAAGGAAUUUUACAGUAUUGAUCUAUACGUCAAGAUACAAUAGGAAUUAAAAUUAGUUCUAUAAUAUUCAAUAAUGUUUAAAAAUAUAAUUUUCUCAUUUUUUAGUAUAACUAAUUUUAUUUUUUUCUCUCAAGCUCAAAUUACCCCAAAAUCACAAAUAGCAAAAUUAUAUAUGUGCUAGCACACUUAAAAUUUAAUUAAAUAAUAGCAAAAUGACUACCGUUAACAAAUACAAUUAUUCUAAAAUAUAGGAUCAAAAAUUUAAUUUAGUAUAUAAUCUUUAUAUCUAUAUAAACGUAACUCAGUGGCUGAGACCAAAGAAUUAAAGAAUAAUAUAACCUCAAAAUCAAUAAUUUCUUCUGGUCAUUGCUUCUACACUAAAAGAGUUAGAUCUUGCUUCAAUAAUAGAAAAGACAUUAAAAUUAUUCAAGAUGAAUAGCAUAACAGAUUGCAUAAAUAGAUUAGAGAAUUAUAAUUUACAUAUGAAAAUAAAAUCUUUAUUUGA